AUGGGGAUAUCCACUCGAGAGCUGUUCCUCAACUUCACUAUUGUCCUGAUUACCGUUAUUCUCAUGUGGCUCCUUGUGAGGUCCUAUCAGUACUGA
This is a messenger RNA of Puma concolor (puma), 96 nucleotides long. Lineage: Eukaryota; Metazoa; Chordata; Mammalia; Carnivora; Felidae. The record is from RefSeq and is a predicted model, not a curated record.